UCUACACUGCAUUCCCGAGGUGGUGGUGUAGAAGCUGCAGCAGAAGUGAGGAAGUAUGAAACCCCGCAGCUACAGUCGUUAGCAGUUCAUAUCACUUCUUGAUCCUGGUGUCACCUUUUCUAGAAGAUACAGGAUCAUGAGACAAAGAUGCCUGGAGAUAACUUGAUCACCUCAGAGAAUGACACUGACAUUGAACUGGAUUUUGCAGGUGAGGAAGAUUUUCGAGACAAUAAUGAGAGGAAAAGACACAGAGGAAAGAUAAGAAAUACUGACAAAGAGAAAAAGAAGACGGACAAUGGGAGAAAAAAAAGAUCAUCUAAAUCAGAACAAGGAAUAAGAGAAGAAUCACAAUCCAAGACGGAGAGAGGAGAGAGGGGUAGGAAACGAAGAGGACAGGCUGAAUAUGAAGUAAAAGGACAUGAGCGGCAUGAAGGAGACCUGGAUCAGACCAGGGCCAAGACAACAAAAUCAAAGAAGGAUAUCAAAAAUGAGAAAGCAAGAAAUAUAGAGGAUGAGGAAGAUGGAGAAGGUCAGGAAAGAAAUGAAAAGGGCAAAAAGAAACUUGAAUGUGCCAAAAACGAGGAGAAAAUAGAAAACGGAGGGAAACCUAAGGAAAAAGAGAAAACACACAAAGUAAAGAAGAAGAAAAAAACCAAGAAAGUUGUUGAAAUAAGUUCAGAACCGGAGAUGAGUGAAGAAGAUGAUAAUGAAGAAGAAGAAGCCAAUAAUGAUGGAGAGGUGAGGCCUGAGUUACUGUCACCAGAGGAGUUGGAGAAACUGAAGGAGGCAAUGGACGAGAAGAAGAAGCUGAUCCAAAGUCUGAGGGGGAAACCCUGGCCAAUGAAACAGAAACUUGUCACUUUACGAGAUUCUCAGCGGUUUUUGGAGAAAUAUGAAGGAGCUUUGGGGAAAGGGAAAGGCAGGAAGCUCUACGCAUUCAAGGUCAUGAUGACAAAGAAGUGGAUGAAGUUUCAAAGAGACUUUGGGAACUUCAAAACUGCCUGCAUUCCAUGGGAGAUGAAAAUUAAAGAGAUUGAAAGUCAUUUUGGCUCUUCAGUUGCCUCAUACUUCAUCUUCCUAAGGUGGAUGUAUGGCAUCAACAUGAUCUUAUUUGGUCUGACCUUUGGCCUGGUUAUGGUACCAGAGGCAUUAAUGGGGAAGCCCUAUGGCAGCCUCCCGAGAAAGACUGUUCCUAGAGCUGAGGAAGCCAGUGCCAUGGACUUUGCUGUCCUUUGGGACUUUGGGGGUUACGCUCAGUAUUCAGUCCUCUUCUAUGGUUACUAUAACAACCAGCGUGCUAUUGGCUGGUUCAAGUUUCGUAUGCCGCUGUCGUACUUCCUAGUCGGUGUAGGUACAGUGGCCUACAGCUAUAUGGUUGUCAUAAGGACGAUGGCGCGUAAUGCAAACGAGUCAGGGAUCGGAGAUGAUAACAGCUUCAACUUCUGCUGGAAGAUAUUCACCAGCUGGGAUUACCUGAUAGGAAACCCUGAGACAGCAGACAACAAGUUUGCCUCCAUCACCACCAGUUUUAAGGAAGCAAUCUUGGAGGAGCAAGAGAGCCGAAAGGAUGACAACAUCCACCUGACUCGUUUCCUGCGAGUGCUGGCCAAUUUCCUGGUGUUGUGCUGCUUAGCAGGUAGCGGAUACCUCAUUUACUUUGUGGUGCGUCGCUCUCAGAAGUUUGCCCUGGAUGGUCUGGAGAAUCACACAUGGUGGGAAAGAAAUGAGGUGAAUAUGGUCAUGUCAUUACUGGGAAUGUUCUGCCCCAUGCUGUUUGACGUCAUCAGCACCCUAGAGAACUACCACCCCCGCGUUGCCCUGCAGUGGCAGCUGGGCCGCAUCUUUGCCCUUUUCCUAGGAAACCUCUACACCUUCAUCAUCGCACUCAUGGAUGCGAUCAACCUUAAAAGGAAAGAGGAAAACGUAGUCAAGUAUAACAUUACCAUGUGGGAAGCAAGUCUUUAUAACGGCACAGGAUCAGAAAACAGCACUGCUCUACCCAUCACCAUCCACCCUGCGGAUGUGCCAAGAGGGCCCUGUUGGGAGACGAUGGUGGGGCAGGAGUUUGUCCGACUCAUUAUAUCUGACACAAUGACGACUUACAUUACACUGCUGAUUGGGGACUUUCUAAGAGCCGUGCUUGUUCGUUUUCUUAAUCACUGCUGGUGUUGGGACCUGGAAGCUGGAUUUCCUUCCUACUCUGAGUUUGAUGUCAGUGGAAAUGUCUUGGGGCUAAUCUUCAACCAAGGAAUGAUAUGGAUGGGAGCUUUCUAUGCUCCCUGCCUCCCGGCUCUAAACCUCCUGCGGCUCCAUGUGUCAAUGUACUUGCAGUGCUGGGCGGUGAUGUGCUGUAAUGUUCCACAGGAAAGGGUCUUCAAAGCCUCAGGCUCCAACAACUUCUACAUGGCCAUGUUGCUGGUCAUUCUCUUCCUGUCCACUUUGCCGGCCAUUUACACCAUUGUAACCAUCCCCCCUUCAUUUGACUGCGGACCCUUCAGUGGCAAGAACAGGAUGUUUGAUGUGAUCCAAGAGACGUUGGAGUCUGACUUCCCAGCCUGGUUUAGUAAAGUGUUCAGCUAUGCCUCUAACCCUGGGCUGGUCUUACCCUUUAUAUUGCUUAUGGUAUUGGCCAUUUAUUACUUGCAGUCAACAUCCAAAAGCUACAAACAAGCAAACAUAGAACUGAAGAAAAAACUACAGAUGCAAAACGAAGAAAACAAGAAAAAAAAAAAACAAGCUGCACUGAAGGCACAAAUGGAUCUGGAGGAGGCCAGAAAAUCAGCAUCUCAGGAGCAUCAAACGGACAACAAUGCUUCAACUCAGAGACAAGAAGAUGAUGAAAGAAUCCACGACAGAUGUCCAAGGAUCCAUCAUGGACGCAACUUUACUCCUUCCGCUGGUGACAGAGAACCACUCCUCCCAGUUAGAGCUUCUGGUUCCAGAACUUACCAUAAUGUCAAUCAUGGGAACCCAAGAUACCUACCUGGUUUCUAUCAGCAAAGUGAGCCCAGAAUGCACAGGGAGCCAAGCCUGCAGAGACACUGAGAGAACAAAGACCCAACUCACAGACGUGCACUUUACUGAGAGCUUCAGGUUCAGCUGAGAACUGGAAAAAAGGAAAACACUUAAAUGAAGACAGUUUCUGUUCUACACAACAUAAUAAUAUAAAGUUUUUCUUUGGAAGUUGUUGAAUUAGAUAUCAGUUAACAAUAGAUUAUUUUCUUUAAACAUUUCUUUAUAGUUCUUGUACAGUCUCUUUAACAUUACAUUGUAUGUUUACAUGCGCAGAAACCUAAGCAUUAAAUAAAAAAAUGUAAUAGCGGAAAAGUGUCUAACCAUAGCCUAGCUUUUAUUAAUCUUCUGCUUGAA
Girardinichthys multiradiatus is the source of this 3369-nucleotide messenger RNA. It is a transcript of the gene tmc1, whose product is annotated as transmembrane channel-like 1. The coding region runs from base 148 to 3045 and encodes 965 amino acids. The record is from RefSeq and is a predicted model, not a curated record. Gene Ontology annotation, biological process: vestibular reflex; detection of mechanical stimulus involved in sensory perception of sound. Gene Ontology annotation, cellular component: plasma membrane. Gene Ontology annotation, molecular function: mechanosensitive monoatomic ion channel activity. NCBI's taxonomy places the organism in Eukaryota, Metazoa, Chordata, Actinopteri, Cyprinodontiformes, Goodeidae. The transcript is spliced from 20 exons.